Messenger RNA from Petromyzon marinus (sea lamprey), 1084 nucleotides. RefSeq lists its product as uncharacterized. The record is from RefSeq and is a predicted model, not a curated record. Gene Ontology annotation, cellular component: extracellular region. NCBI's taxonomy places the organism in Eukaryota, Metazoa, Chordata, Hyperoartia, Petromyzontiformes, Petromyzontidae. Gene Ontology annotation, molecular function: hormone activity.
CAGCGCGCUAACCGCUACACCACCGCUCCCCACAUGAACACACACACACACGUUGCAUUAAAGAAGUCAAAAUUGGACUUCAACUCAACCGCACACCCACGCAAUCUUGACGCCCGCGUGCGUGCGCGCGCGUGUAUAUAUAGAAGUGUGUUGUCGAGCCACGGGAGUUAGGAUCAGUUCAGGAGUCCGCCUCUAGCAGGCGACACGAGGACCUGGUAAGGGAGUCCAACCUACAGAAACUUCGCUCGGGGGCCCACUCACCAGGUGUGUCCCUUACGUGUCUCAGAGGUGAGGCACACGAAGAGGCGGGGAGCGUCCAAGCAGACAUGCCCCUCCUCCACCGCCCGCGCAGCGCUGCGUGGCUCUGCCGACUGCUCCUGCUCGCUACCCUCUGCCGCCGCCGCUGCUGCUGCUGCCGCCACCCGGAGACGUCUGACUCCCGCAGCCCCUCGAGGUCGAUGCUCAACAUUCCUACAGCAGGUCGCGUCUCAAGGCCACUCAUCGCGCGAUGCGAAGAGGUGGACGAGACAGCGUCCUCACCUCCUCAACUCCAACACCACCUCCUCCUCCUCCACGACCACCACCCUCGCUCCUCCAUCUCCGCCAGCAGCGAGCAGCCCACAGAGAUGCCUCAACGCGCCAGCCAAACCUUGCGACGCAGCCCUCGCCAGAAGCGCCGCGCGUCCCCCUCCUCCGCCCAGGUCGCCCACGUGCAGCAGCUGCAGCACGUGGGCAAGGGGGGCGCCCUGGCGAGCGGCUGCUCCCUGAGCUCGUGCCAAGUGCAGAAUCUGAGCCACCGCCUCUACCGCCUGCUGGGCAAGCGCCGCGGCGGCUCCGAGCCGCAGCGCUCGGCCGGGAAGGCCACGCGAAGCCCCAACAGCUUCGGGCGACGCCGAAGGAGGAGGAGGAGGAGACGGCGCUCGGCCACUCCAGUCGUGGCCGCGUGGCCUGGCGAAGGCUGGCGGUGGUGGCGGCGGUGGCGGAGGGAGGGAGGCGUUGAGGAGGAGGAGGGAGGAGAUGGAACGCCGCGUCAGACGAAGGGCCGGGAGGAGGAGCGGCGGCCGUCUGUCUAAAAACUUUGCAA